AUGGCACCCCUCUGGAUCGCAUCUUACUGGGGUCACAGCAGCCUCGUGAAGCUUCUGCUGGAGGCGAGGUGUGAAGUGGACAGCACCGACACACGCGGUGGAUCUUCUCCGCUCUGGGUGUCCUGCAGGAACUGCUGCGAAGGCGUCGUGAAGCUACUGGUGCAAGCCUCUGCAGGACUGAACAAGACCAACAUUGACUGGCAAUCUCCAGUAUGGAUUGCGGCAGCCACUGGCCACCCAGCAAUUCUGCGGCUCGUGCUGGGAGCCCGGGCAGACCUUGCCAUCCCAGAUCGAGUUGGAAGAUCCGCGUUGUGGAUUGCUGUUGCCAACAGCCACCUGGACCCACAGCCUGUGGAUGUGCUGAAGGCAGAGGUCAACGCCAUCGAAGGGGUCCGUGUCUCCGUCGUGCGCACUCUACUUGAGGCUCGGGCCGAGAUCGACUGUGACGAUGAGGGAGAGUCGGUCCUUUCGGUGGCGGCAAAGUUGGGAAAUGCACAGAUCAUGCAGCUCCUCCUGGAAUCGACUCCGCCUGACAGCGGCGUUGCUGCGCACUGCCUCUGCCAGCCUGCAUGGAAGGCUUCCGCAGAGGGUCACGAUGACAUCGUCCAAAUGCUGCUCAAGGCAGGUGCGGACAAGAAUUGGGCCAACAGCCAGGGGGAGUCCUUGCUGUGGAGCGCCGCAAAGAAGGGCUUCACACGAGUCGCGCAGGUGCUGCUGCACGCAGGCGCAGACUACGACCUGGCCAGUGCCAAUGGCCAGUCUCCUCUUUGCUUGGCUGCCGCGCGCGGCUUCGUGAGCAUCGUGAGGCUUCUGCUUGCAUCAAGGGCUGACAAAGAGCAGUCCACCAAAGACAAGCAGUCGCCGUUAUGGCUCGCUGCCGCAAAUGCCAAUGUGGCCGUGGUGCGCUCUUUGUUGCAGGCCAGGGCCAACGUCAACGAGCCUGAUCUGAAAGGAGAUUCGCCCUUGGCAGUGGCCUCGGCGAAAGGCCACGUGCAGGUUGCUCGGAUGCUGCAAGAAGCCGUGUCCGAAGGUGUUGACACCGUCGGCUCACCGCCGAGAGGCCCAAAGAGGCCACGUGUGCCGACAGACCCAGUCUGCGCUGAGAUCGAAAGCAGGGGGUUGAAGCUUACCCGUUGGUGUUCUUAA
Messenger RNA from Symbiodinium necroappetens, 1146 nucleotides. The record is from the annotation of a GenBank genome assembly. NCBI's taxonomy places the organism in Eukaryota, Dinophyceae, Suessiales, Symbiodiniaceae.